This is a messenger RNA of Ostrinia nubilalis (European corn borer), 855 nucleotides long. RefSeq lists its product as uncharacterized. NCBI's taxonomy places the organism in Eukaryota, Metazoa, Arthropoda, Insecta, Lepidoptera, Crambidae. Bases 1 to 855 code for a protein of 284 amino acids. Gene Ontology annotation, molecular function: RNA-DNA hybrid ribonuclease activity; nucleic acid binding. The transcript has a single exon. The record is from RefSeq and is a predicted model, not a curated record.
AUGGCUCUGUGGAGUUGUUGUCGAAUGGCAGGGUCAAGAUGGGGACUAAAACCCGCAAUCGCCCUAUGGCUGUACACAGCGGUCGUGAGACCGAUAAUAACCUAUGCCUCUGCCGUCUGGUGCAGCAAAGUCAACCAAGUGACAACAAUACAUAAACUGAGCAGCCUACAACGGCUAGCCUGCAUCACAGCAACCGGAGCACUAUCAACGACACCAGGGGCUGCAUUAAAUGCUCUGCUGGAUCUUAUACCACUGCAUAUGCAUGUGCAAAAAGAAGCCAAGCAGAGCACAUACAGAAUCUUCACCCGCACGAAAGUCAGAUGGGCUUCUCAAAAUCUGAUAAGACUCAAGCAAUCAGUACUUGAAAACAAACUUCUGUGCAUGCCUAGUGACGACAUGCAUACGGAAUGUAACUUCACCAAACUAUAUUCCGUAAACAUACCUCCUAGAGACAAAUGGCUAGAAGGCCAAAUGUCAUUUAAGGAAGGUAGUCACGUCUGGUACACCGACGGAUCCAAAAAAGAAAAUAAUGUAGGUUGCGGGAUCUACGGAGAGAGGCCUAAGCUCAAAGUUAGCCUAAACAUGGGGACUGAAGCCUCAAUCUUCCAAGCCGAGGUCUUUGCCAUAAACAAAUGUGCAGAAAUGAACUUAGAAAGGAAGCUCCAGGACCAACACAUCUACAUCAACUCAGACAGCCAAGCAGCACUGCUGGCCUUAAAAUCCUUCGAAUACACGUCAAAAUUGGUGCAAACAUGCACCGAGACACUGAAUGCACUGGGAAAUACCAACAAAGUAACGCUUACAUGGGUACCAGGACAUUCAAAUACCUAUAGAAGGAAACGAAAUAGCAGAUGA